GCCGGGGCUGUGUCACACAGGGAGUCACCACGAGAGGGAGGGACUUAGGCAGUAGGACAAUGCUGGUGUUUGUGCAACGGCCCCUGAGUGGCGGCUGGCUCUCUCAGAUCGCUCUCGCUUGACUACCAUUGCUGCACGCAUUGUUGAAGUGAAAAGAAAGUGGACAGCUUGAUCCUGUCUGUGGGAUGCACCGACAGAGGCAGUGAGGAAGAGUUUGGGUUUUGAUGUGAGGUACAACAAAGCAGAAAGGCUGGCCAGAAGACACAGAUCAAACAUUGGUGGUUUUGGCAGAGACAGAAAAAAAAGGCAUCCGCCCCUGCUGUACCAAGGAGAAAAAGAAGAAGGCGGUCCACUGCUGCUACAUUAAAUGAAUCAGUGAGCUGCAUUUUUGGUGUGGGUUGGCAGGUGAAGGUUGAGCUGUGGUGACAACUUUAGGCUGUGUGCUUAACUGUGGGAGGGAAGAGGAAGAGGAAAAGGAAGACGAAGAGGAGGGGUAGCUGGAGGAGGAGGAGGAGAAGAGGAGGAGUAGUGGGCCUGGGCCUGGAGCCCAAACACAAGCACGAUGUCGGAGAAGAAAGUUAGCCUCCCAGCUAAGCUGAUUAAUGGGGGCGUGGCAGGCCUGGUUGGUGUGACAUGUGUAUUUCCUAUUGACCUGGCCAAGACCCGCCUACAGAACCAGCAGGGCGUCCAAGUCUACAAAGGAAUGUUGGAUUGCCUGGCAAAGACGAUACGCUCAGAGGGCUAUUUUGGAUGCUACAGAGGUGCAGCGGUGAACCUCACUCUCGUUACGCCAGAGAAAGCCAUCAAGCUGGCUGCCAAUGACGUCUUCAGACAGAAGCUCUCUAAGGACGGGCAUUUGCCUCUGUGGGGUGAGGUACUGGCAGGGUGUGGGGCUGGGACCUGUCAGGUGGUUGUCACCACUCCCAUGGAGAUGCUUAAAAUCCAGCUACAGGAUGCAGGGAGGCUUGCUGCCCAGAGGCCUGUUCGAACUCCAGCUCAGGCUGCAGCUCCUGGUCCAGCUCCAUCAUUGGUGGCCCCUCCACCAGUGCAGCCAAGGCCUCCACCUCGGCCCUCAGCCACCAGCAUCACUGUGGAGCUGCUGAAGACUCGUGGGCUGGCAGGCCUCUACAGGGGGGCAGGAGCCACCUUAAUGAGGGAUGUACCCUUCUCAAUGAUCUACUUCCCGCUGUUUGCCAACCUAAAUGCACUGGGCCUUGAAAAAGUGGGUGAUGUACAGGCCCGGGCGCCAUUCUGGCAGUCUUUUGUGGCAGGCUGCACUGCAGGUUCAGUGGCAGCUGUGGCCGUAACACCGCUGGAUGUCAUAAAGACUCGCCUGCAGACCUUGCAAAAAGGUGAGGGGGAGGACUCAUACAGAGGAAUUAUUGACUGUACACGGCGGAUCAUGACGCGGGAGGGCCCAUCAGCAUUCCUAAAGGGUGCAACGUGUCGUGCUCUCGUCAUCGCCCCUCUUUUUGGCAUUGCGCAGGGUGUCUAUUUUCUAGGGGUAGGGGAGAUGGUGCUAGGUUUUCUGGGAUAGCAGUGCUUGGCAUUGGUGACGGUGGUUGUGUUGUCUCUGCUGCUUUAAUCUGCAGUGAAUGAAUGACACAACUGAGUGAACGGUGAAUACAGAGAGAGGGGAAACACGGCCACAAUCCGCUAACCAAAGGAAGAGGAAUGGUCUGAGAUAUGAAGAGGCUCUAUUUACUAAUUUGUGGAUCAAUGGGUUCACACUAAUCAUGUUUCUCUAGCUAUUACAUGCUGUCAUCAGGGUUCUGUAGGUUAAACAGGGUCCUGUGUAUGUGUGUGACUAAUCUGAGGGUAUGUCUCCCAAGUUGCCUGGGUUGUCCCGGCGCUUGCUGCAAUAUGUCUGGGGCUAUACCUUUCACCUGAAAGAGAUUAUUCUGUCUGGUCGUAAAGAGAGAGCUGCUGCAUGUUGCUCAAGGCUGCUAACUUAAAUGCCUACUGAUCUGACCAUCUGUGUGGUCGUGACGAAGAACUCUUCAUCGUCCUACGUAAGUGACAAAUUCCCUUUUUCAGUCUUUAUCAGAAGAUUGCAUACAUUUGAUGUCAGAGUCUGAACUGGCUAUUUUGGCCUGACUUCAAAAGCCAAUCAUUUAGAUUUCAAUGUUUGAUGUGUUUCUCUAGAAAAGAGGCUUAAUGUCAUUCUGCCUACCCUGUUAUGUGUUCCUCCCACUCCAUCCGUGAGGUCUGAGUUGUAAUCUUGGAUUCCUUCAGUGGAUUGGGAGGUGCUGGCUGCCAGAAACUGUAAGGUCAUUCGUUAAUCUGAUGGUAAUGCUUUAAUCCCAGCAUUAGUGUAUAAUAUACCCUAACACACAGCUCACUUCCUGCCUAAAGGCCACAGGUUAGACUGUUGGGCCGCUGUCUCAUAGCCUUGACUUCCUUUUCUCCACACAGCUUGGGCAGGUUUUAAAUAAAACCUGUGAGAAUUGUAUCAUUUUACUUCUUAGUUACACAUAAAAUGCAUUGCUUUAAAUCAUGUGCGCACAAUAACUAAAAAAUGCAAUUAAAGCCUUAUCAUUGCUGAUAGUUUCUAAAGCAUUAAAACUGUAGGUCUGAAAGGAAUUCAAUGAAAUUGGUGGUGUUGAAACAUUGAAUUGAUACUUGAGUACAACUUAGCGAGGACAAUUCUAUUUGUUAGACCCAUGGAGGGAGUAUGGCACCUUGUCAAGCCAACUGUUUGCCAUUACUUAAGUCCACUGGGUGGGACUAAAGGAUUUUUUUUUUUUACAUUUUUAAUGCAAGACACAUUUUGAUGUGGCUAGUGUACCUAGGCUACUACAUUUUCCUCAUUGUAGAGUGAACUUAGCCUGAGUAAACUGUUUGUUUACAAGCUGUAAAUAAAGAUCUCAAUCAUGCCGA
Messenger RNA from Plectropomus leopardus (leopard coralgrouper), 2880 nucleotides. It is a transcript of the gene slc25a18, whose product is annotated as solute carrier family 25 member 18. Gene Ontology annotation, molecular function: L-aspartate transmembrane transporter activity; L-glutamate transmembrane transporter activity. Lineage: Eukaryota; Metazoa; Chordata; Actinopteri; Perciformes; Serranidae. Gene Ontology annotation, biological process: malate-aspartate shuttle; L-glutamate transmembrane transport; aspartate transmembrane transport. The record is from RefSeq and is a predicted model, not a curated record.